AUGAGCUUCCGCCUGCCUCUCCGCGGAGGCAAAUUCGCCACCAUUAUCAGUGCCUCUGCUCCGCCGAUGACCAGCCUCGACGCCGCAAGGGGCAAAUUCUACGAGGACCUGCACGCCCUCCUUGCGACUGUCUCGUAUGCGGACAAGCUGAUUGUCCUUGAGGAAUUCAACGCCCGCGACAAUUCAGACCAUGCUGCCUGGAAAGGAGUGCUAGGUCCCCAUGGUCUUCGCGGUUCAAACGACAGUGACCUGCACCUUCUCCGCAACUGCAGAGAACACCGCCUCAUCCUGACAAACACCUUCUUCUGUCAAUAG
This is a messenger RNA of Spirometra erinaceieuropaei, 315 nucleotides long. NCBI's taxonomy places the organism in Eukaryota, Metazoa, Platyhelminthes, Cestoda, Diphyllobothriidea, Diphyllobothriidae. The record is from the annotation of a GenBank genome assembly.